This is a messenger RNA of Folsomia candida, 3795 nucleotides long. Its product is annotated as suppressor of lurcher protein 1. The coding region runs from base 1412 to 3604 and encodes 730 amino acids. Lineage: Eukaryota; Metazoa; Arthropoda; Collembola; Entomobryomorpha; Isotomidae. Gene Ontology annotation, cellular component: plasma membrane. The transcript is spliced from 15 exons. The record is from RefSeq and is a predicted model, not a curated record.
CCGAAUUCUGUUCUGCUCGCAGUGUUCUGCUCUCACUCAAACUCUUCUCCCCAAAAUAGCCCUCGAACUUACACCCAAGUCUCAUCUUGGCCGAGGAGCAUUACACAUACGCACAACUACAUUUAACUGUACGUCACCUAUUCAAAGAAAAGAAAAAAAUUAACUAAACAAGACUUUAUCUCUGAAAAAAAGAAAGUAAACCAAUCUAAAAUAAAAAGUUUAAAGUGUGACGAACAAACACUUAUCAGCACCUCGUACGUACAUACAUUCUUGCUCAAUAUAAUCUCUCCUUCCCCCACUGCACAACUUGUCUCUAUUUAUUCACAAAGUUAAACAAACGACUUUCAUCUCACUCCUCGCGAAUUCACUAAACGAACCCAAAGUGAAAGUCAAGAGGAGAAGAAAAACCGUGUGCAACUAACGAAGACCAAAAACUCGAGUCGUCUCAAUUUUACUUUCACUUUCACCAAAAUCUACGGACAAAUGUACAUCCAGUGAAAGUACUGCCAGCGAUUUAAGUCAAGUCCACUCGCAACUUUUCAAGUGUGCUACUUCCUCUUCCCACUUUUGUGGAUAUUCUGAUUUUCUAAUUUCUUAAGGAAAAAGGUGGUUCUUCAAGAAACCACGAAACCAAAACCAUUUCACACUUUCAUCCCAUUUCAUCCCAAUGGAGCGUGCAGAGUUAAUCGGGGUUAAGAAAUUGGGUCAAUUUUGGACAUAAAUUAACUUAAUUUUAGACAAUAGUACUACGUACAUAUUUUACAAGUUUAAAAUAUCUCGAGUGUUUUCGUACUCGUGUAAAAAAAAUCCUAAGUGAAUUUUUGAAAGGUGAAAGCACACACCGAAUUCUCGUCCCUUUCAUCUCAUCUGCAUAUUGUUAACGUACACUUGGAUUUCCUUUGUUGUCUUGAGUGAAUGAGUGUCAAUUUACAAAGCAAUUUACACACAGUGAUGUGCAUACGAACGUCAAGAAGACUGAGUGAGUGAGAGGAGAGGGAUUUGUUGAGAUAUUUGACUAAAGAAAAGCCUACUGACAUUUGAACUCGGCUCAUUUUGCGAUGCAGAAAAUGUAAUCUAAUUCUGUAAAAUGAUAAUGUUCUUCUUGCUGCUACCUUGCUUCUUGCGAGUCAAGUUUUGUUGAUGUGUUUCAAUUUCAUUUCGUUUCGAGAGAAGUUGGAAAAUGAGAUGAAAAUUAGGGCGGAAAUUGUACCAUCUUUCAUCUCAAGGAGGAGAGGGAUGUAGUGUGCUAACUUUGUCUUCAAUGUGGUUUCUGGUUGUCGGGUGCUGGUUUGUUGUUGUGAUUCUUCAUCAUCUCGAAGGAGGAGGACUAACAAUUUAAGGAAUUUGACCAAAAUUCUUCAAGUGAGAGGAGGUGCUUUCACUUCCUUCUUGGGAGGGAAGUAGCAGUGUAAUGUGGUGCGUAUUUUGGAGAGAGGAGGGAACCAAUACGGCCUGGUUGUUGGUUGUGAUACUUCAUCUGCUGGUCGAACUACCGACGAAAAGUGCGGUCAAUCCAGGAUGCGAGUGUGUCCGCUACACGAGUACGUGGGGGAAGGAGUGGGGGGUUUUUAUGAGCCCCGACUACCCAUCCGGCUACCCGGCGAACGUCCGCUGUCUCCUCUAUUCCUUCUCAGCCCCGCCGGGUUUCAUCAUUCACCUUCACCUCGACAAGGUCAACCUCCCUCAGAGACAGGUCAACUAUCCACAGCACAACGGGUGCGUCGACUACCUCAAGAUGUUCAUCCAUGUGGACGAGGUUCGUUCAACUGGGAGCGUCGGGGUCAAUGAGAACACGCCCUGGACGACGCUGCUUUGUGGGAGUGCCACAAAUCUCUCGUAUCAUUCGUCAUCGAGACACUUUAUCAUCCAAUUUCAUUCUGGCCCAAACCUGGCACCACACCCUCAAUCACAAGAGCUACACCAGUACUCGUUCUCGGGGCGGUAUCGCUUCCUCAAUUCGAGUCAAUUCACAUCAACCGGAAGACUGAUGACAGGAACAAAGUGUGAUUUUCAGUUCGUAGGUUCGGAGGAGGAAGGCCGGUUCUUCUCACCUCAUUACCCAUCCACGUACCCGUACAAUAUCAAAUGUGCCUACUUUUUUUAUGCCAGCCUGCACAAACGAGUGAGGAUCGUCUUUGAGUCAAUCUCUCUUCAACCGGGAGAAUACAGUUGCCUCAACAAGACGGACGUGCUUCGAGUGAUUGAUGGAUCAAAUCCCAACUCACCAAUUAUCGCGUUAAUAUGCAAUGAGGAAAAGGACUACGAGAUCCUUUCGUCCGGUCCGCAUCUGCAGGUUGAAUUUCUGGCAAACUCGGACUCUCCAGGGACCGGAUUUCGUGCAAAAUAUCAAUAUGUUCAGGUGCAAUUGGACAGUGCGUUGGACAACACGAGACUUCCGCCAGAAGUACUCAACGGUCAAGACGGCCUCCCACAAGCCUCCACCUUAGUUCCUCAAUGCAACCAGGUCAUUUCGAGUGAUGCUGGGCGAAAUGGAUCAUUUUCAUCGCCGAAUUAUCCCCACCACUACACGCCCAAGACGGAGUGUCGCUACCUUUUCAUUGGUCAUGGGAGGGAGCGAGUGCAAAUUCUAUUUACGGAUUUUAGUCUGUUUCAUCCCAUCGAGAAGGGUGGGCCUGAUGCUGAAGCAGAGCCGACCAGUAGUACGGGUGGGUAUAACUAUCAAACCGCGUAUGGUGCUUAUCCCGGCGGAGAGUCGCAGACUUUGUUGGCCGUGCAUCGAUAUGUGAAUGAGGUUCGGAUCAAUGAUAAGAAGAAGAGGAAAUGUCUCACUGCGGACACGCUAUCCGUUUGGAUCUACUCGGAUGGUCAGUUGGAGAAAGUUGUGACCUUUUGCGGUCACAAGUUACCCCCACCCAUCAUGUCGAAUGGGCACAGACUAACGCUGGAGUUCAAAGGGGCAAGCAACGCCCAUUUUUCGAGAGGGUUUCACGCCAACUACGCUUUUUUGGAAGACUAUGGUAUAACAUCUGGUCGUCAACUUCGCGACUAUCCCUGUGGUUUUAUGUACAAUUCCACCGAAGUGUCGAGUGGAACUUUCACAUCUCCAAAUUACCCCGGAAUUUAUCCAAGGGACACGGAAUGUCACUACUUCUUCUAUGGAGCAUAUGACCACCAUGUUGUCCUGACUUUCUCCUACUUUCAUAUCGAAGGGAUACGACCUUGUCACGAAUCGACGAAAUCGGACUACCUUGAAUUCUCUAAUUACAUGCCGGUGGAUACGUCAUAUGGACGAAAGUGUGGCGUCGGCUUGUCCACUAAACCAUUUCGUCUCAUCAGUGAGGCCCACUUCUUCCGCGUAACGUUUCGGUCAAACGACGAGUUUGAUGGGGGAGGAUUUUUUGCCAGUUUUCACUUUACGGCACAACCAAAAGAAGACUUGAUCGCUACACAUGACCAUUCCAGCAUCCGUCUCAUCCUCCCAGGGGACGAGGUCAACUUGGGGAAUGGAGACGAUGAAUUGUUUGGGAAAGGCGGGGGUGGAGUGACAAACACGAGGUCGGGUGGGCGAAUGACUUCCGGCCCGCAGCUACUCCUUGAACGACUCCUACUCCUCUUCUACUUUUUCCGUCUCCCAGCCCAAUAAAAUGGAAAAAGCUACCAACCAAACAAACUUUCUCCCAUCGGACUGGAACGAAUUCCUUUGACCUGAAAAAAUAUACUUUUUUACGUUUGAAAAGUAUUUAUUUUGAUUUAAUUAGAGAAAUAAACUUACUCACCUCCUUUCUUCUUUACUCGAACAGUUAAAAAAUAUUUACUCCAUUUUAAGGAAUGUAU